Lolium perenne is the source of this 2043-nucleotide messenger RNA. Its product is annotated as tau-cadinol synthase. Gene Ontology annotation, biological process: diterpenoid biosynthetic process. The record is from RefSeq and is a predicted model, not a curated record. Gene Ontology annotation, molecular function: magnesium ion binding; terpene synthase activity. Lineage: Eukaryota; Viridiplantae; Streptophyta; Magnoliopsida; Poales; Poaceae.
ACACGCAGUACUAUACAAACAAUUGAUCACCGGUACAAUAUAUACGUCGUCAUGGCCACCGCUCCGGAUACGGCGCCUACGUUUCAUCCCACGAUAUGGGGUGACUUCUUCGUCCACCACAAUCCAGAAACAUUGCAGGUAUACUCGGUAGAAGAUUGAUCACAUUUCAAUCUACGAUGUCUGAGGAAUGCAUGAGAGACAGGUCUAGUCAACUGAAGGAGAAAGUGGUUGGGGUACUUGAGGCUUGCAGUAAUAUAGUUGAGAAACUGAACCUUGUGGACACUCUCCAACAUCUGAGCAUAGAUCAUCAUUUCAAUGAACAAAUUGUAUCCACAUUAAGAAGCACCCAUGCUUCUGAAUUCAAUAGCUCUAGCCUUCAUGAUGUUGCUCUUCGAUUCCGCUUAUUGAGACAACAUGGAUUCCGGGUAUCUCCAGAUGUAUUCAACAAGUUUAAAGAUGAAGAUGGGGUGUUCAAGGUUGACAUAAGUAACGAUCCAAGGGAACUACUAAGUUUAUACAAUGCAGCGUAUCUUUUAACUCAUGGAGAGACAGAACUUGAAGAAAUUAUUUUGCUCGCAAGGCAACACCUUGAGUCCAUGAAAAGUGACCUUCAGCACCCGUUGGCUGAGCAAGUCAAGCGUGCUCUUCACUUACCACUGCCAAGGACAUUGAAGAGAUUAGAAGUGUUGCAUUAUAUGUCAGAAUACAAGGACGAGCCAAUGCAUAAUUCAUCUAUUCUAGAAUUAGCUAAACUUGAUUUUAACCUUCUGCAACGCCUCCACUUAAAGGAGCUCAAGGAUCUCUCCAGAUGGUGGGAAGAUAUUUCUAGAGAAGUGGGGCUAACGUACUCGCGGGACCGCAUUGUUGAGUGCUACUUAUGGUCAUAUAUGGCAUACUAUGAACAAGAGUACACGCGUGCAAGAAUGAUCCUUGCCAAGAUAAUUGCAAUAAUGGCCAUGACAGAUGACACUUAUGAUGUACACGCUACUUUGAUGGAGUGUAAACAACUCAAUGAAGCUAUACAGAGAUGGGAGGAGAGCGCUAUUUCUCUUCUACCAGAAUACCUCCAGAAGUUCUACCUCAAGCUGAUAAGCACAUUUAAAGAGUUUGAGGAUGAGUUGAAACCAGAAGAGAAGUACCGUGUAUCUUUUAGCACAAAAGCGUUUCAAAUAUUAUCAAGUAACCAUCUCCAAGAAGCAGAAUGGUUCCAUAAAAAUCACAAGCCAAGAUUCAAUGAUCAAGUGAAGGUAUCUAGUAUAUGCUCUGGCGCACCAUGGGCAUGUGUUGGAUUGUUAGUUGGCAUGGGUGAAACUGCAACCAAGGAGGCACUGGAAUGGGCACUCGGUUGCACGGAUGCUGUCAGGGCUUGUGCAGUGGUGACACGUUUUAUGAAUGACCUUGCUGCAUUUAAGCAAGGAAAGAACAAAUACGAUGUGCACAGUUCAGUGGAAUGUUACAUUAGUGAGCAUGGCGUGGCAAGUGAUGUCGCCUUUGCUAAGAUAGGUUCUAUGAUCGAAGAUGCAUGGAAGACCACAAAUCAAGCACGCUUUGAGCACCCUGAGCUACUUCCCGCGAUACAACGAGUCGUGAACAUAACAACCAGCAUGAUGUUCUGGUAUGAUGACCACAAGGAUGCUUUUACCUACAGCAAUGGCCUUGAAGGGACGAUUAGACGGCUGUUUGUUGACCCUAUUCCCUUCUAGAUAAUGGCGAUGUGGUACAUGUUUGUUGGUGGUUUCAUUCACCGGCAGGAGCACCAGCACGACCUCAUUCUAAGAAAAGUUGUAUCAUGUAAUGUUUUCCAGUUGGGCUUUAUUGCUUGACUGUUGUUUUACUGAACAAUUACAAUAAAUCCUAUAAGGCUUUGUAUUAUUCAGUAGUAUUACCUCAAGUGCAACAAAAAGCACAUGUACUUUCUUACGUGUGAGAUGUAUUUUUUCAGAUUGUGUCACCUGAGGCUAUCGGUAGAUAGGGUGGAUUGGGGCGGAGUGUAUCUGUUCGGUGUUCAUACUGGAAUUCUUUAACAUAUCUCUGGUUCUGGUA